AUGUGCACCCAACUUGGUCCGAAUCAAGGAUGGGAUAUAACGCUACCGCAGCUGGGAUUCCAACACCCCUUUGUCUUGUACGGAAUACUCAGUCUGGCAAGUCUCCAGCGUGCCCUCUCUGACCCUGAGGACAUCCAAGGCUAUAUGGUAGCCGCUACAAACUACCACGCCAACGCCGUACAAAGGUUCUUAGCCACACAAGCGUUAACCUCCGAACCCAGCGAUAGGACUCUCGAUGCAAUGUUUGCCUUUUCUAUCAUUGACAUCAUAUAUGUUUUGGCUACAUACGGCACGCUCUCUCGUCAAUCCGAGCCUACUUUCCGGCCCUCUCAUAUUCUCGAACUUGAUUGGAUCCGCGAUAUUCGAAGUGUGAGAGCUUUGCUCAAGCCGUUUAAUGACAAAAUACGGGAGGGUUGCCUUGGUGAGUUUGAAAACCUCAAGACUUACGAGGAUUGGGGCGUUGGUCACGGGUCAGUUAGUGGAGAUAAUGAACUACUGGAUCUACAGGUAUCAUACGAGGGAUGCAGUUCUGCGGAUAUUGAGCUCUAUAACUCAACUAUCAAGCUCCUCAGAAGUUGUCGUCCUUACAUGAGCUCUCUGGGAGAUGUUAGUACAGACGAUGCAAGGCUCACUAGACUGAAUCCGCAUUGGAUCACCCCAUUGAUCUUCUUGCAAGAGGUAUCAGAAGAGUUUAUGGACAGACUAUAUCAGCGGCAGCCACCAGCCCUGUUGAUCUUGUCCUUCUUUGGUGCGAUGCUAUCUGCAUACGAUACUGUUUGGUUCAUGGAAGGGUGGGCAUUAGAGAUAGUGACAGCCGUUGACUAUGCUUUGGGCGAUUAUUGGGCACUUUAUACUGCAUGGUGCCGUGAGCAGGUUGCUAUGAACUUUGUCAGAUGGGAAAGUUGUAGUGAAGUGGCGACACCCAUGUCAUAG
This is a messenger RNA of Fusarium poae, 933 nucleotides long. RefSeq lists its product as uncharacterized. Gene Ontology annotation, biological process: regulation of transcription by RNA polymerase II. Gene Ontology annotation, molecular function: DNA-binding transcription activator activity, RNA polymerase II-specific. Bases 1 to 933 code for a protein of 310 amino acids. The transcript has a single exon. The record is from RefSeq and is a predicted model, not a curated record. NCBI's taxonomy places the organism in Eukaryota, Fungi, Ascomycota, Sordariomycetes, Hypocreales, Nectriaceae.